Globicephala melas (long-finned pilot whale) is the source of this 3751-nucleotide messenger RNA. The record is from RefSeq and is a predicted model, not a curated record. Lineage: Eukaryota; Metazoa; Chordata; Mammalia; Artiodactyla; Delphinidae.
GGGUCCCGCAACGCUUGCGAGGUCCUCCCGGCGCUCCCGGCUGCUGGGCCUACAUGGACGGCGCGCGGCCGCGGCUGGCCUCCCAGGAAAAGGCACAGGUUUGAAGGUAGAGGAAGGAUUGGACACGUUGCUGGGGCAAGUGAGCGAUCCAUUUAACCAAAACAGAGAUGUCGGCUUAUUUUUAGGAAUUACUUGAAACCAGAGUCAUGGUGGAUGUAGGAAAGUGGCCAAUCUUCACUCUGCUCUCACCUCAAGAAAUUGCAUCUAUUCGGAAGGCUUGUGUCUUCGGCACCUCAGCCAACGAAGCACUGUAUGUUACUGACAAUGACGAGGUCUUUGUAUUUGGACUGAACUACAGUAACUGUCUAGGAACUGGAGAUAACCAGAGUACACUUGUGCCCAAAAAGCUGGAAGCCUUAUGUGGAAAGAAGAUUAAGAGCCUUAGUUAUGGGAGUGGACCGCAUGUUCUUCUCAGCACCGAGGUGUUUGCUUGGGGCUAUAACAACUGUGGCCAGGUGGGAUCAGGAUCUACAGCAAAUCAACCAACUCCUCGCAAAGUUACAAACUGUUUACAUAUUAAGAGGGUGGUUGGCAUUGCCUGCGGUCAGACCUCGUCCAUGGCUGUUCUGGACAAUGGUGAGGUAUACGGCUGGGGCUACAACGGCAAUGGUCAGCUAGGCUUGGGAAACAACGGCAAUCAGCUGACCCCCGUGAGAGUGGCAGCUUUGCACAGCGUUUGUGUGAACCAGAUUGUCUGCGGCUAUGCACAUACUCUAGCACUAACUGAUGAGGGCUUGCUCUAUGCCUGGGGAGCUAACACAUAUGGGCAGCUGGGAACUGGCAAUAAAAAUAACCUGCUAAGCCCAGCACACAUCAUGGUGGAGAAAGAAAGGGUAAUAGAGAUUGCGGCCUGCCACUCUGCCCACACGUCUGCAGCCAAGACGCAGGGAGGGCACGUGUACAUGUGGGGCCAGUGCCGGGGCCAGUCGGUGACCCUGCCUCACCUCACCCACUUCUCCUCCACCGACGACCUGUUCGCCUGCUUCGCCACGCCCGCCGUCACCUGGCGCCUCCUGUCUAUAGAGCAUGAAGACUUUUUAACAGUUGCAGAGUCACUGAAGAAAGAAUUUGACAGUCCGGAAACUGCCGAUCUGAAGUUUCGAAUUGAUGGGAAAUAUAUCCAUGUCCAUAAAGCUGUUUUGAAAAUCAGGUGUGAGCACUUUCGAUCCAUGUUCCAGUCUUACUGGAAUGAGGACAUGAAGGAGGUGAUAGAAAUAGACCAGUUUUCCUACCCAGUGUACCGUGCCUUUCUCCAGUACCUCUACACAGAUACAGUGGAUCUGCCGCCUGAAGAUGCCAUAGGUCUUUUGGAUUUGGCGACAUCGUACUGUGAAAACAGAUUGAAGAAACUUUGUCAGCACAUUAUCAAGCGAGGAAUCACCAUGGAGAAUGCCUUUUCAUUGUUCUCUGCCGCGGUCAGAUAUGAUGCAGAGGAUUUAGAAGAAUUCUGCUUUAAGUUUUGCAUCAAUCAUUUGACAGAAGUUACACAGACUGCAGCAUUUUGGCAAAUGGAUGGCCCUCUGCUAAAGGAAUUCAUUGCUAAAGCCAGUAAAUGUGGAGCCUUUAAGAACUGAAGCCCAAGACUGCUGGGUUUUGUGUGAGUGCUCUGGGGCUGCUGGUGAUGGUGUGUCGUUUGUGCUCUAUGGGUGAUGUAAUUCUGCAGGUAAAAGAGCCCAUCAGGUUGAUUUGCUCACAUGGAGAUACAGUUCUCUGUGUAAGGAUACAGGAAGGGUGUACGGCUUUCCCUGAACCCAUUUUAAACAACCCUUAUUUCCAGAUGUGUAUAUUUUAAAUGUGACCUUAACGUUUGGCUGGGACAUUGUACAAGGGUGAAAGUCUAGCUGGUUGUUUGAUUUUUGUUUGGUUUGGUUUUGAUUAGAGGAACUCCUGAAGUUGGAAAGGGGGCUUUGCGGCAAGUCUCCUGGCUUGCAUAUCGACAACCCUUUUGACGCCAGGGGUUGGGAUAGGGUGCCAACUGUGAGAGGUGUAGAGGCCCCACUGGGAAUGACAGAUGCUGACUUGGGGGCUUGUUGAAGGGCUGCAUUAGUUGCUAGUUCAGUAGCUUCACUGUGAAGGAAUAGUUAAGAUUGUCUGAGGCUUUUGUUUGUGUAUUUGCAUUAUUGAUGACUUUUUUAACUUCAAAAUAAUAUUCAGUUUAACAUAAGCCUAUUGAAAUGAUUAUGUGAAGAUGAAUUUCUAGGUUAGUCGGGGUUUCUCUUAAGACUUAAGUACGUAAAGAGUCGUAAUGUAGAACUAUCUGUGAAAACUUGAUAAUGAAAGAAACUUCAUUUGGGUGAAAGUGGAUAUUUUAUAACUCAGAGUCUCCACUACUAACAGCGUUUUCUUAAGGUUAAAUUUGAGAACCCAAAUUUAAAUCCCUCCACCUUUUCUCCUAUAAAUGCUAAUCAUAUAAGAGGAAAAUAGUGAUAUAUUCAAUGUACUCUUGCCUUCCUGAAUUGUGGUUGCUGAAUCAUCAGAUCUGCUACGUCCGACUCAAAUAAGUCGUUCUUAAAACCAAGUUUCUUACAGGACUUAAUAGAAUUUGUUUUUAAUCGAUUUUUAUCUCUGCCAAAUGCUGUCACAAAUUUUGCUUAUUUGAAAUGUCACCAGCUUGCACGUUUGAUUUUCCUUUCCUUUUAAUUGUGUUAGGUAACUUUGAAAAAGGAUCUAAAUUAUGAGGGUGUUUUUUUGGUCUGGCUAUGAAAUGUGACUUUGGGAAGUAAGAGUGUUCAACUCUGAGUUUUAUCACAUGUGCCCGUUGAGCUUGCUUCAAGGACAAAGCUUUGUUCUGCUCUCUGGCCCACGGACUCAUUUCCAUUUGUGGGGGCUCCUUUAGUGAACUGUGUCAUGUUUGGAAGGUCCUCCCUCUGAAUUUAGAGACCGAAUCCAUUUUCAGACCCCAAUUAAAAAGAGGGUGAAGAGAUGCUGCAGCUACUGUUUUUAGCAAUGUUUCUAAGUGUAUAUUGGGGGGGUGAGGGCCCAAAGAUGGAAAUUCAUUGAUAGAUGAAAUAAACCCGGAAGUCUCAGCCCCCUUUUCUUUACCAUGUUGCAAGUGAUUGAAGCCCAAUGAGUUAUUAGGUUAGAAUUAGCUCUGCAACACAAUAGAAUUUUCUUACUAGGUUGAUAAAUGUACAUUAAUUUGAUUAUUAGCUAUGAUGGGUAGUGUUUCUAACAGUCACUGUCUAUAGGCUUAUGAUCUGGACAAAACAAGAACUUCAGUAAGUUUACUAUUGCUCUUACUUGAAAAAAAACUUUAAAAAAGCACAAAUUAACAUAGAUCCAUUUCCAUAGAUAGUUCAUUCACUAAACAAAUAUUUACUGAGUUCCCAAUAGGUGAAGAACCACUUCUCAUAUUAGAUUACUGAGUAAUUUGUAUGACUAUAUUUUCAGUGAAGAGAACAGAAAAAAGUCUCUCAGAAAGUACUUGAGUAUCUUGUGUUGGUUUUUUUUUAAAAAUAGGCUCUCUUAUUUUUCUACUUGGUUUUGUUGUUAAUCAUAGCAGGAGAUGAAAACUAUUCUUUGAAUUGUUUUUUUCAUCUGAUAUAAUAGUGAAAGCCAAAGUAUUGGUAUUUCUUCACAUAGCCCUAAAAUGUACUCUUGAACUUCCUACUGGAACAAGGUUUGAUACGCUAGUUAUAUAGGUUGUAUAUAUGUAAUGUUUAGAGUGACAUAUUAAUAAAUAAAGCAAUCU